UCAGACUUUGGCAACCCUAAUCUACGCCCCUCUCCUUCCCAACCUCCGCGAAUUCCUCUCUUUCACUCUCAUAGCACUCCUCUCAGCCUUCGUCGUCUUUGAAGAAUCGAAUGAUCCAGAGUUCGCCGAGGAGGAACUCGCCGUCGCUCAUCCAUUCGCUGGCGCUGACUCGCAACCUCGCUGCCGCUCGCCGUCUCACUCUCACACCUCGCCGGCUUCUCCUCGCCGCUUAUCCAGAACUCAAACCUAUAACCGCUGCAUGAGUUUGUGAACUGAGCUAGGAGAUAGAUGGAGGCAAAAAACUCGGGUAAAGUUGGUGUGGCUGAGGGCUACAAACCUCCACCGGAGUUUUCCGAAGUUGCUAAAGAACCACUUCUGGAUAUCAAUAUGAACGACUCCACAGAGCUUUGGCUCAUUUCUUGGCCGAAAGAUCAAAAUCCAGAUUUUAGCCAAGAAGUUUCGCUCAAGCUUGGUCCUGAUGGAGAGUUGGGCAGUUUUGUCGGUCCAUCUGGCAAAGAAUAUGAUCUCCAAAGUACAGCUCAAAAGCCAGAUGCUACAGUUUUUGUUUCGUCUGUGUCAGGCACAAAAGUUGCUGGGAAGAUUUCACGGAAUGUUUCUCUCGUGUUUUAUCCGGAACCUAGUGAACUUGAAGAAAAACUAAAGUCCAAACAGUUGAAGAAAAUUCAGCAGAUAUCAUCUGGAAUGUCCCGUUCUCCCCAUAGUUUUGCAACUCCUACACGAAGUUCUAUGCCGACAAUGUCACGGACAGUAGGUGGGCAUCCAACCCCCACUCAUAGCAGCAGACAAAAAAGCUCCAUAUCUGGUGUUGGGGAGCCAUCACAGCUUCGGAAGAAAAGGCGUGCACCUGAACCUACGAGGUCCAUGAACCACUCUGGCCAAAAUUCAGGACGACGCAGUGGAGUCACCGACUGAGGACAACGUGAUAGCGCAGUUGCUUCCUCGGGACAACCUCAUCGAAGUAGAUCAAGGAAGAAAAUCGAACAUGAGAAUUGAUGUCGCUAUCAGAGGGUUUUCUUUGUUCAAAAUACGUUAUGCAAAAUGAAUCUUGAUGGAGGAUUAAGUAAUCGGUACUCUGUUGUUCUUGAGUUUGUGCAGACACUUGAAGCAAUAUUAUAAAGUGUGCUUCAAUUUUUUUGCUUCCCAGGCUUCUAAUUAUUUGAAGUUUGUAGUUCAAUCUCUAUUAAUUAUUAAAGCCUAAUUUCAAAUC
Pyrus x bretschneideri (Chinese white pear) is the source of this 1228-nucleotide messenger RNA. Its product is annotated as mediator-associated protein 2. The record is from RefSeq and is a predicted model, not a curated record. The transcript is spliced from 5 exons. NCBI's taxonomy places the organism in Eukaryota, Viridiplantae, Streptophyta, Magnoliopsida, Rosales, Rosaceae. The coding region runs from base 289 to 933 and encodes 214 amino acids.